Messenger RNA from Paraphaeosphaeria sporulosa, 801 nucleotides. RefSeq lists its product as uncharacterized. Bases 16 to 801 code for a protein of 261 amino acids. The record is from RefSeq and is a predicted model, not a curated record. The transcript has 4 exons. Lineage: Eukaryota; Fungi; Ascomycota; Dothideomycetes; Pleosporales; Didymosphaeriaceae.
GCUACUAUUAUCAUCAUGUUCGGUAAAGCAGCGCUUGUGAGCGCUCUCGUGAGCGCUGUAUCUGCUGGCACAAUCCUCUGGGACGGUCGAUUCAAUGAGUUCACCUCUUCUGCCGACCUUAACAAAUGGUCAUGGGCAAACCAAGUCGGACCCUACCAAUACUACAUCCACGGCUCAGGCGCUGUCACAAAAUACGUCAAUCUCUCCCCCUCGUACAAGAACCCCGCAGACGCCGGCAGCAAGCAAGGCGCCAAGAUCACCAUCGACAACACCGCAAAGUGGAACAGCGACAUGUGGCGCACGGAGCUCAUCCCGCAGACCAAGGCCGCCAUCAACAGUGGAAAGGUGUACUACCACUUCAGCAUCAAGCGCAGCACGACGAAUGUCCCGAGCGCGACGAACGAACACCAGAUUGCGUUCUUCGAGAGCCACUUUACGGAGCUGAAGUACGGGUGGGUCAACGGGGAGAGCGGGACGAGCAACACGAACUUGCAGUGGUUCGUGGGUGGGCAGAGUAAGUGGAAGGUGGAGUUGGUGGCGGAUGUGUGGCACAAUGUUGCGUAUGAGAUUGACUUUUCCGCGAACCAAGUUACGUUCUGGCACUCUACCGGCUCCGACGCUCUCACCAAGACUGCCGGUCCGUUCUCCACGAGCACUUCGUCUAAUGGCGCGGACUGGCACCUGGGUGUUCUGCGCUUGCCGCGCUCCGGCAAUGAUGGGACUGGAGCUGAGGACUGGUACUUCAGUGGCACGUACGUUGAGAGCGGCUCGCUCACUACUUCUGUCUCGAGCCCAGCAUAA